Molecule: messenger RNA, 653 nt
Organism: Canariomyces notabilis
Lineage: Eukaryota; Fungi; Ascomycota; Sordariomycetes; Sordariales; Chaetomiaceae
Exons: 1
Coding region: 182-544 (120 amino acids)
Source: RefSeq, a predicted model, not a curated record
GCCAGAUAAAUACCGGUACAAGUACGAAUACAUUCAACGUUUAGGGACUCCGUAUAACACAUUCCACUAUAUCUACCUCUACGGGUUUGGCCAGAGCGAAAGUGGAAGCCAAAGCAUCGCAUCUAAAGAGUGUAUACCACAGUAUGUGCAUGUCCUCUUGGUGCAUAGGGGUACUAAGUACAUGGCGAGAUGCGACCAUCCUCGGCAAACUUUGUACUGGGACAAGUGUCCUGCAUUUUGGAAGCUGACUGCAACUUGGCCAAGACUUUACCUAUUCCCCUGUAAGGCCAUGUUGGCGUGUACCGUGACUCUAUUCGUACUCCAUAUUGGUUGGGACCAAUCUCGCGCAGUGGAACGUCAUGGUACCCUAUACGAAGUACGUUGGCACUUAUCAAACCACCGGAGGGUUUCCCCGCUACAUGUGAGGUCCCCUACCCUUGAAUCGAACAGAGGGACUGGAAGCUCCAGAGAACGAGAGAACGUAAGCCCAGGUCCUUUUAUGCAAUUGUCAACUCUUUGUGUUACGCACCUGGUCCAGGACUGACCGAAUGAGUCUAAUGAGCGACCUAGCGGCUAGCAAGACUGCAUGCUGCAUGGUGCAACGGUAGGUAAGGUAGUGACGGUACUCACUACUUACAAGCUGAGAUAUCAAC